Messenger RNA from Sphaeroforma arctica JP610, 185 nucleotides. RefSeq lists its product as hypothetical. The transcript has a single exon. Lineage: Eukaryota; Ichthyosporea; Ichthyophonida. The annotation marks the transcript as partial. The record is from RefSeq and is a predicted model, not a curated record.
AUGUGUCACUCCAUGGAGACUGCGAUGGAACGCGUUAAGAGCAUUCAAGCGCUGCGUUCGGCGUCGGUGGAGUUUCCCACAAACUUCGAUGAGAAGGAAUUGGAGGUGGAAGCAACCCUAAUUCGGAGCAUGUUGGACCACAUACCUAAGCUUAGGCCCUCUGCUGCCGAUCUGCUUGGGCAUCC